Messenger RNA from Ilyonectria robusta, 771 nucleotides. RefSeq names its product HotDog domain-containing protein. Gene Ontology annotation, cellular component: mitochondrion. Lineage: Eukaryota; Fungi; Ascomycota; Sordariomycetes; Hypocreales; Nectriaceae. The transcript is spliced from 2 exons. Gene Ontology annotation, molecular function: (3R)-hydroxyacyl-[acyl-carrier-protein] dehydratase activity. Bases 1 to 771 code for a protein of 256 amino acids. The record is from RefSeq and is a predicted model, not a curated record.
AUGGACGCCAUCAAGGCCCGGCCGCCCAAAACCAUCCCCGACUACCUCACUCCAAUGUCCUCUCACCUCCUCACCACAACCCUCACGGAUCUUCUGCACUCCGCGUACCCAUCUUCGCCAACCGUCGCCUCUCCACCUCGCAUCCUUCCGCAGGGCCACCAUCUCGUCUACUUCCCCAUCCAGCUCCCGCCCUCGGCGCUCGUGCCCGACGGCGCCGAUCCCGGCCACUCGCCCGGUGCGCCGUUUACGCGGCGCGUCUGGGCCGGCGGGGAGGUGACCUUCGGGACGAGGGCGGCCGAGAUGCGGCUGGAUGGACGGGCCGUCGUGUGUCGAGAGAAGGUCGAGGAUGUCGGGCUCAGAGGGAAGGAUGACCCUCACCCUCCCUCUCACUCCGUCUCCCUCACGCCCUCGACAACUCACCUUUUCCACUUCUCUGCACUCUCCUUUAAUGCCCACGCAAUUCACUUCGAUCCACUCUACGCCCGCGACGUCGACGGCCACCGAGCUUUGCUCGUCCAUGGGCCCUUGACCCUCGCCCUCAUGCUGCGGGUCCUGGCAGAUCAUCUCGGUGAAGGCGUUUACGUGCGUCGCUUCACCUACCGCAACCAUGCGCCGCUCUAUGUCAACGAGCGCAUGACUGUAUCUCUUCGCCAAGUCUCUGGCAACGGCGACACCACAGGCCGUUGGGAUGUCUGGGUUGAGGGACUUGACGGUGGGUUGGCUGUCAAGGGGACCGCUGAGGUGAUUCCAAUGGAGAAUAAUACGGUAUAG